Hirsutella rhossiliensis is the source of this 1530-nucleotide messenger RNA. RefSeq lists its product as uncharacterized. The coding region runs from base 1 to 1530 and encodes 509 amino acids. The transcript has 4 exons. The record is from RefSeq and is a predicted model, not a curated record. Lineage: Eukaryota; Fungi; Ascomycota; Sordariomycetes; Hypocreales; Ophiocordycipitaceae.
AUGUCCCGAGGUCCAGACGCGCUAGAGCGUCUUGGUCAAGAAGACCUCCAGAAUAUUGUUCUCGACCUUCUCUCUACGUUACAGAUUCAUCCAGCUGCUCGACUGCUCCGUUCUACCGGAGAUGGUAAAAACCUCUUCGGCGAUUUGUUGCAACUCAAUUCCGCUGUCAACUCUGGCGAGUUCGACUUCGACCGUAUCAAGCCGCUUGUUAAAUCGGCCCUCGCCGACAUUCCUGAUGACAUACUCAUCUGGAUUCAUGUCUAUCGUGCCGUCACCGAAUCUACCCCGCCUCCCCGACCUAUAUCUUCGUCUAUCCAACAAACACCGUGGAGCCAGAAUACAAGCGGCUUCGUGAACUCGUCGGAAUUCCGCCAGAAUGUGGACCCGAUCCUCAAGUUGGAGCUCGAACGUCUCUAUGUCGGACUUCCCAAGUUCCACCAAACCUUCUUUGCAGACGUGCCAGACCUAGACAUGGUUUCUGAGGCCGUCUUCCGCAGGUGUAUUGAAGGCGAUAAUCCACUCUUUAAAGAGGGAUGGAGUGGAUGGCCUGCAGGCGCCAGAGAAAACGACCUGUUGGCACAGCCGAGGACACCACUGCAGGGCUCCACAGGCAAACGCAGCCUUGAUAUCGGCUUUGUCAAUAGCGACAUCACGUACAAGCCUGACUCUGAGGAUUCGAGAUAUCGUUGGUCUCACAUCCUUGUUGCUGGCGAACUGAAAAGCAACCCGAAGGCCGACACAUCAUCAAUUGCGUGGAUUGAUCUCGCAAGGUAUGCGAGAGAGGUACUCGCCGCUCAAGACACCCGUCGCUUCGUCUUGGGCUUUACUCUCUGCGGAUCUCAUAUGAGGGUCUGGGAGUUCGACCGACUUGGGGGAAUCGCCUCCGAACAAUUCGACAUCAACAAGAAGGAUGGUGGGUUACAGUUUGUGACCGCAAUCCUCGGGUUUCUACGGAUGAAUGAUGAGGUGCUUGGGUUUGACCCUACCAUUGUCAUGUCCAACGGCGAACGGUAUAUUGAGAUUGAACGUGAUGGCCAAACAGCGCGUCUCAUCAUUGACAAGGUCAUGAAGCGUUCCUCCUGCAUUGUUGGUCGAGCAACAACGUGUUGGAAAGCCCAUUGGGAAGAAGACCCCUGGACGCCGCUCGUUAUCAAGGACUCCUGGCAGUACACGGACCGAGACGAAGAGGGUAUACUUGUCCAAGAAGCGACUGAGAAAGGCGUCAUCAAUAUUGCCCGAUACUACCAUCACGAGACCGUUCGCGUCCACGGUGCGGAUGAUGACGUCCAAAACAAUGUUCGAAAGGGAUUGGACAUCACCAAAGCCACGAAUUAUCGACCAGGACGUGCGAUGUUGCCGGCGGCGAGCGCGUCCAUUGUGUCGCGCAAACAGUUAAGCAGCGGCGCCGGCGUGAAGCGACCGUCCAGCGAAACUGACGCCGCUCUGCCGCCGAGCAAACGAUCCGUUUCAACAUCUCCGGUCAAGGCAAGCGUCAAAGCCCUGUCAAACCGUCGCUGGAGGGCUGCAUAA